GUACAAGCUGGAUGUAACCCGGAAGUAAAUGUAAAUAAAUAUUGGUGCGGGUUUUCUUUUUGUAGUGGCACGACGAAAAGCAGCAUGUUCGACGGGAUAUUUUAUGUGGUGCUUUAGGAUUAAGUGACUUAACCUGCUUACACUUCAAGUGGCACGUUAGCUACUGCUUUUUUGCACCAAACAAGGUAUUGGUAAUGUAUAUGGCGCACUUUACAGUGUACAAUCUUCAGAUCGUGAUGCCCGCCCGGGAUGUAACGUUACUGUAAACUCAGUACAGAUCUCACUGUUCUAGAGAGAUAAUCAAGAAGAGAGAGGAGUGAGGACAAGAUGGUUUACAUGAAAAUCAAGAAGAAAACUCCUCUGAUCUUGUAUUUGAAGAGGUCGCCUGGGAUCAGGUCAUGGAGCCUACUCGUAGGUUUUGUAGCUGUAGGGGUGGGAGCUGCAUACUUCAGUGGAGACCACAUCCUGUGGAGUCUAUUCUACAUCACAGCCUGUCUGGUGGUGGGUGUGUCCUGUAUGGAGGACUGGGAGGAGUGUAUAUUUGACAAGAUGACGGGGAAGGUGACGGUGAAGAAGUUCAGUCUGAUGCAGGCAAUUCUCAGGCCCAAACAGGAACAAAGAGAAAUUGUUGCAGAUAUUUACAACAUAGUAAGUGUGGAGGUAGAACAGGAGACGUUCCGGUACCUGGGUACAGGCAGCCAUGUUGUCCUGUCCUUCCAGUCGGGAUACUCCAUUCCCAUGACAGAGGUCUCAACCUUGGGUGACAACAGGGACCACCACAGAAUAGCCAGUGAGGUGCGCUCCUUCCUGAACCUGGAUGACACCCACCGUUUCAGCACCAUGGACAGCGACAGUGAGCAGGAGGACUCCUCCUUACCCGGAGACGGCGCCAUGACGGGAGACGACGAUUUCAUCAACUCGUCCGAGUCAGACCUGGGGUCGGACUAUGACGGGGACUCCAUAUCAGGAGAGGACACCAGCGCUACGGACCUGUCGGAUUACGAGGGAGCGUCCCAGUCAGAUGGGUCCUCAGAAUCCGAGGAAUAUGUCGUCAGGAAGCCCGGCCACCCUGUAUGACACAUAACAUAUGCAAGCCAAUCCACAUCACAGCAAUCCUGUUUUUCCACUUCAUGGCAAGCUCAGAUACUCUAGAUAGGAAUUUAAGAAUAAAAUUGAUAGAAUUUGGAGAAUAAAAUAGAAUUUGAGAAGAUGAUAUAUUCUGUUGUCAAUGUGAAGAGCGAGUUUGAGUUUGACCAAAUUGUUCUGAAUGUCAAGUACAGAAGAACUAUUAGAAGUUAACUCCAGAUUGUGUAUGUUCAGAACAGGAUACGGUGUUGUUUAUAUAAUGUGUUUGUUGCUUUUUAUACUGCCUAUAGUUUUUUUUGUUAUAUUCCACUUUUAGACAUUGACGAAAGUGCCACAAAACCGGAAGGUGCUUAACAUUUGUAGCACUGUUUUGUUAUUUCUCAUUCCUGUUGCAGUUUAUAUCUAUAAGAAUUUGUUUCCUUAUACUUUUAAUACUUUGAUGGCAAUCCAUGAUGAAGACAACCAAAUUAAAGAAAUAAAUCAUCGAAUGCAAUCUAAA
Molecule: messenger RNA, 1585 nt
Organism: Branchiostoma floridae (Florida lancelet)
Lineage: Eukaryota; Metazoa; Chordata; Leptocardii; Amphioxiformes; Branchiostomatidae
Product: cytochrome b-245 chaperone 1-like
Exons: 6
Coding region: 328-1077 (249 amino acids)
Source: RefSeq, a predicted model, not a curated record